Molecule: messenger RNA, 510 nt
Organism: Kazachstania africana CBS 2517
Lineage: Eukaryota; Fungi; Ascomycota; Saccharomycetes; Saccharomycetales; Saccharomycetaceae
Gene: CWC25
Product: U2-type spliceosomal complex subunit CWC25
Exons: 1
Coding region: 1-510 (169 amino acids)
Biological process (GO): mRNA splicing, via spliceosome
Cellular component (GO): U2-type spliceosomal complex
Source: RefSeq, a predicted model, not a curated record
AUGGGAUCAGGGGAUUUGAACUUAUUGAAAUCAUGGAAUCCCAAAUUAGUCAAAAAUAGAAAGAAGGUUUGGGAAACUGAACAGGAAUUAUUGAAAGAAGAACAAAAACUAGAAGAAAGACGUAAAGAGAUCGAAAAAGAAAGAGAAUUAAAUGAAUUAAUCAACUCUGACGUCAAUCAUGGUAAAAGUCAAAAACAGACAGGGCUUGAAUGGAUGUAUAAAUCCGUUACUUUUGAUGAAAAUGAGGACUAUUUACUUGGAAAGAAAAAAUUGGAUACAACUAUUAUUAAGAAUAAACCAAUAGAUGAUAAGCCCAAGAAAGAUACUACUAUCGCUGCUGAACGUCCCAAGUAUGACUAUUCUAAUGACGAUCCCAUGAGUAAGUUUAACAAAGUCCAGAAAAGGUCAAGACCAGUUGAGAAAAAGAAAGUCUCUAAACCAUCAGUUACCAGAAAGAACACUAAUACUGCUACUACCGUUACAAAAAAUUAUAAAGAUUUUGACUAUUAG